Messenger RNA from Rhincodon typus (whale shark), 610 nucleotides. Its product is annotated as BRO1 domain-containing protein BROX. The record is from RefSeq and is a predicted model, not a curated record. The coding region runs from base 1 to 573 and encodes 190 amino acids. The transcript has 6 exons. Lineage: Eukaryota; Metazoa; Chordata; Chondrichthyes; Orectolobiformes; Rhincodontidae.
AUGCGAGGUUUCAUAUCGUCCCUGGAUGGCACAACACAAGAAAACAAACUGCGUUUCAUUCAGAACUUCAAAUGGACUGACACUUUACAGGGAAAUAUUGCAAGUGCCCAGCAGGAUGCUAUCUUUGAUCUGGUUUCCAUGGAGUUUAACGUAGCUUUGUGGCAUACCAAAUAUGCCUCCAGACUAGCUGGAAAGGAGGAUAUAACAGUGGAUGAAGCAAAAGAUGUGCACAGAAGCUUGAGGAAUGCAGCUGGAAUCUUCAAACACAUUAAGGAAGGUGAAGUAAGCAGGCUUGUUACAGCACCUGAGAAAGGAAAGGAUCUUGAAUCACGGGUUCUAGAUACCUACAUCAUUCAGUGUCAAGCUGAGGCUCAAGAAGUGACCAUCGCAAGAGCCAUUGAAUUGAAGCACAACUCUGGUCUGAUUGCAGCUCUGGCCUAUGAAACAGCCAAUUUCUAUCAGAAGGCUGGUAAGUUAACACACGUUUUCUCUCCUAUUUGUGCUCUCUCAUUCUUAUUUCUACUCUUGCUUGUAUUAAUUCUUGUGCAUCUUUCUUACACAAAUAGCAAUUGAGAUCUGCAGAGAUUCAGUGGUCCCUUGUGUGAUAGCA